CAACAGGCCAGAACAGCCCGAAACAGGCCCCCCCCCAGCCCAACGCCCAGAUCAGCCGCCACCGCUAGGCUCAACUAUUAAAGGUCCUCCCCCGCCUGCCGCUUCUCCGAAUCUUUCCCUUCUGCACUACACUUCCCUCUGCCCCACCAAGCAUCAUCGUUUUUAUUUUUUCAUCAGCAGAAACACCCUCACAACAGUCAUCAUGGCUCGUACCAAGCAGACUGCCCGCAAGUCCACUGGUGGCAAGGCUCCCCGCAAGCAGCUCGCCUCCAAGGCCGCCCGCAAGAGCGCCCCCUCCACCGGCGGUGUCAAGAAGCCUCACCGUUAUAAGCCCGGUACCGUCGCUCUCCGUGAGAUUCGACGAUACCAGAAGAGCACUGAGCUCCUGAUCCGCAAGCUCCCCUUCCAGCGUCUGGUCCGUGAAAUCGCUCAGGACUUCAAGAGCGACCUUCGCUUCCAGUCCUCCGCCAUUGGCGCCCUCCAGGAGUCCGUCGAGUCCUAUCUCGUCUCCCUCUUCGAGGACACCAACCUGUGCGCCAUCCACGCCAAGCGUGUCACCAUCCAGAGCAAGGACAUCCAGCUCGCCCGCCGUCUCCGCGGUGAGCGCAACUAAAAAGCUCCCAUAGAGGGUGCUUUUUCUUUGUGAUUUUGAGAGGGAUACCACUUUGGAGGACAAGAAGAGAGACAUGACUUUUGCUUUUAACACGAGUGUUUAUGGGGUCAAGGGAUAAUCCAAGGCGUUAACAAUGAGACUUCUGUUUUUUACUAUUCCCAAUACUAUGGUUCGGGAUGUAUAUU
Trichoderma asperellum CBS 433.97 is the source of this 798-nucleotide messenger RNA. RefSeq names its product histone H3.1 (gene HHT1). Gene Ontology annotation, cellular component: nucleus; nucleosome. Gene Ontology annotation, biological process: rRNA transcription. Gene Ontology annotation, molecular function: structural constituent of chromatin; DNA binding; protein heterodimerization activity. The record is from RefSeq and is a predicted model, not a curated record. NCBI's taxonomy places the organism in Eukaryota, Fungi, Ascomycota, Sordariomycetes, Hypocreales, Hypocreaceae.